Messenger RNA from Peromyscus maniculatus bairdii (prairie deer mouse), 1726 nucleotides. It is a transcript of the gene Hsd17b13, whose product is annotated as hydroxysteroid 17-beta dehydrogenase 13. The record is from RefSeq and is a predicted model, not a curated record. Gene Ontology annotation, cellular component: lipid droplet. Gene Ontology annotation, molecular function: steroid dehydrogenase activity; oxidoreductase activity, acting on the CH-OH group of donors, NAD or NADP as acceptor. NCBI's taxonomy places the organism in Eukaryota, Metazoa, Chordata, Mammalia, Rodentia, Cricetidae.
CACCUCCUGCAGCCUGUAAUACCUGACAGGACUCUCUGUGGAGCUCUGUGCAGAGGUGUCUGUUUUGAGAACAGAGCCGAAGGGAGAGGGUGGUGUGGAACCAUGCACAUUGUCCUAGAACUUCUCCUGCUGGUAGGCAUCAUCAUCUACUCCUACUUGGAGUCACUGGUAAAGUUUUUCAUUCCCCGGAGAAGAAAAUCUGUGGCCGGACAGACUGUUCUCAUCACUGGGGCUGGACACGGAAUAGGCAGACUGACUGCGUAUGAAUUUGCAAAGCGGAAAAGCAGAUUGGUCCUGUGGGAUAUCAAUAAGCGCGGUGUUGAAGAAACUGCAGCUGAAUGCCGGAAACUGGGGGCCAUUGUGCACGUGUUUGUGGUGGACUGCAGCAACCGGAUGGAGAUUUACAACUCUGUGGAUCAGGUAAAGAAAGAAGUGGGUGAUGUAGAAAUCGUGGUAAACAAUGCCGGGGCGAUAUAUCCAGCUGACCUUCUUAGCACCAAGGAUGAGGAGAUCACCAGAACCUUUGAGGUCAACAUCCUAGGACAUUUUUGGAUUAUAAAAGCACUUCUUCCAUCGAUGCUAAGAAGAAACUCUGGCCACAUUGUCACAGUGGCCUCAGUAUGUGGCCACGGAGUGAUUCCUUAUCUCAUCCCAUAUUGCUCAAGCAAGUUUGCUGCUGUUGGCUUCCACAGAGCACUGACUGCAGAACUUGAAACCUUGGGGAAAACUGGUAUUAAAACUUCAUGUCUGUGCCCUGUGUUCGUAAAUACUGGCUUCACCAAAAACCCAAGCACAAGGCUGUGGCCUGUAUUAGAGACAAGUGAAGUCGCAAGAAGCCUGAUAGACGGAAUCCUUACCAACAAGAAGAUGAUCUUCGUGCCAUCCUAUAUCAGUAUUUCUCUAGUACUGGAAAAGUUUCUUCCUGAACGUGCCUUAAAAGCUAUAAGUCGUAUACAGAAUAUUCAAUUUGAAGCAAUUGUGGGCCACAAAACCAAAAUGAAGUAACAUCUGCAGAGUUGUGCAUCCGCCAAUGACACGAACCUAGGUUUAGAGUCGAUAUGUUAAAGCUUUCUUUCACGUGUUUAAAGUGCUACUGGUGUGCAAAAUGUGGUUUCGGCACUAGCACCCAUCUAAUGAACAAGACUGAUUAGCUGACCAAGGUCUUCUGGGCUUGUAGAGAUCUCAGCCUGUAGUAUUUGGUAAUGGCAACAGGAAUAUGGCAAGAUAAUAUCUAUUAAACAAAGAAGUAGAAAGAUAAUCAGUGUGGGUUUUAUAAAAUAAAUUAUUGCUAGAUAUUGAAAUGUAGACCAAGGGGUAAGAUAAUCUUGGGCAAAUGCUGACAAGUUGUAGUACUUUCUACAUUGAUGGAGGGGUUCUCAGUCUGCUCUUUGUGGACAGGAUGGAAACUUUGUUGCCUUGCCAUAUGAAUUAGAAAGAAGGAUUUUUAUUUUGUUUUGUUUCACGAUUUUUCUUAGUGUACAGUGUUUUUUUUUUACAGCAUGUGAGUGAAUAAUGAAGCAAUUUUAUUUGCCUAACUUGGUGAAGCAAAUAUUUGUACAGACUUGCAAUUGUGAAACCUCAACACCUUGUUCUUUACUUUAGAAAGACCUUGAACACACUUGUUUUUCUUUUUACUCUAUUAGGCAAUCACUAAAAAAUAUUCAACUGUACACGUAUUAACAGCAAUACAAUCUCCCCCAAAUAAAUCCCAUUAUAAAGUGCAAAA